CAGGGGAGCCGGCGCUGCUGACAAGGGCGGUCAGCAUGGGCGGCAAGUCGAGCCGGAGUGGCGGCGGCGGGAGGAGUGCGGGGCCGGAUCGGAAGAAGGGCAAGCGGAGCGGGCGCGACAGCAGGGGAGCGGAGGAGGAGCAGGAGGACUGGGAGACGCUGAGGGCCGAGUACCACGCCGCGCUGCUGCUGCUGGUCCACAGCGCCAAGGACCUCCCCCUGCUGGCCACCAAGAUGGGCACCACCCACCUCGCAGGAGCCGUCUCCGCGCUGCUGCGGCAGGAGGGCGGCCUGCGCGCCGUCUCCGCGCUGCUCGCCGCGCUGCCGCCCCUAGCCGCCGCGCGCUUCCUGUACGACCACUCCGACCCCUCGCCCUGCCUGCUGCCGCCCGAGGUGCGCCGGCAGCUGCUGGCAGCCAUGCCGCCCGAGCGCGUGAAGAGCCUGGAGGCGGUGGCGCGGGGGGCCAGUGAGGCGGCCACGCAGCGCGCGCGGCGGGUGCGGACGACGCUGAAUGUGUGGUGCGCGGCGCGCUACGUGAGCAGUCCGCAGGUGGCUGCUGUGCUGGGUGCGCUGCGGACGGAGGGGGACCGUGUGAUGGCGAUGGUGGUGCUGUGGCCGCGGGUGGUGGAUGGCGGGUGGAAGAGCACCUACCUGCGCCUCACGCCGGGGGAGCAGCGGCAGGUCAUGACGCGCCUGGGCUACUGGCACGUGUACGCCUGCCUGGCCGACCCGCACGGCAUCGCCUUCUCUCUGGACCUGGGGGAGCCGGAGCAGCGGGACAUCGCACGGGAGCUGGUGCGCAUGGCGGUGAAGGAGACGCAGCGGGCGAGGCAGGAGGCGAAGGCCAGGGGGGCGGGAGCGGCCAACAUCCAGACGCUGCUCAACCUGCACGGCAACGGCAACCCCGUGUCAGUGCCUGAGGACGAGAAGCUGUGGGGCAUGGCGGACUCCAACUUCCGCUCCAUGGAGUUCCUGUACAGUCCCACGCUGGAGCAGAGCCUGGACAAGAUCCUGGCCAGCGCAGUGUGCAUACAGCGCUUCUGGGUGGGCGUGCAGGCAAGCAGGGCGGCGCGGAGGGCGCUGGUGGCGCAGCUGAACGGCAGGCUGCCGGCCCCGGAACGACACGCCCCCAAGCCGCCCCAACCCGCCGCACCAGCAGCAGCCGAGGCCGAGUCGGGCGCUGCUGCUGCGGGCGCUGCUGCUGCCCCCGGCGGCGCUGCCCCCAGUGCCUCGCAGCAGCGGAUCAGUGCGAGCCAGCAGGUGGCAUGAGAGGCCGCACACCCGCUUCCCUCCUGCCACCCCUGCUGCGCUGCAGCAUGACGAAGAGGAGUGAGGUGUUGGAACGCGAACGCGAAAAGGAGGACGGCAGCAGGCAUGUGCACGUGCAACGUGGUGAGGGUGGCGGUGCCGCAGUGGUUAUAGCUCUACCGCUGCCGGGCUGCUGCAAGCGCGCGAGGGUCAGGUGUGUCGGGGCUUUGAGGGUGUUGAGUGCGGGGGAAUGCUGGAAACGUUGCGAGGUCGCUCAUCUGCCGGCGUGGGUUGUCGGGUGCAUGGGUCGUCGGGUGCAUGCAAGGUACCGCUUGGGGUGGGGGGAGCAGGUGGAGGGGACUGCAGAGGGGACUGGUGCGGGGGCUGCGGCGUGCUGUGGUGGCGGAGUAAUGAAUGCGGGCAGGGGCUGAUGAGGCAAAAGGGCAUAGAUACCGGUAUGCAUGAGAUGAGGGUGAGACAAGACAUGCGGCGCACUUUGCAUGGUUGAGGAUGGGGCGUUGGUGUGACUGUCAUAUGAGAGGAGGACGCCGGUGGUGGUGGUGGUAGGAGCAUGGGGUUGGCGGCGGUAGGAGACAUGGCGGCUCCCCGCAUGAUAUGCUUGAACUCAAUCCAUUUCCCGAACUGAACAACACACAUGGGGCCCAUGCGUUUGCCCAUGAGACGCUGCUAGGAGCCGGGGCCUCGGCCGCCCGGGCCGCCCAGCGGCUCCCUCCCAACUGCCUAGCUCAGUGAGGCUCUGCGUGCUGCGUGCGGUCAUGCUGGUGGGGUGCCGUACUGCGGUCAAAAGAUGAUGGCGUGAUGUGGUAGGACAGCUGGGUGUACACCCCCCCCAUACACACACGUCGCGGCCAGUUUUCUUAACACACGUCGGGUCAGUUGUACGGCUAUAGUUGGUUUGACACACGGCGCGUGCGCACAUGUCCCGCGCCGCGCCUUCUUAAGCGAGGGGGGCCCGACGCAUGUGCACGAGCGUGGCGUGGACCCCCUCGCCCCAGGGUUUUGUAGACUUACUUGUCUGGUUUGGACACCAACGCCGCCCGCCCGGUUCGGGCGGUGGCGGCCUAGUCACGGCCCUAGCCGCGUGCCCUUGAGAUGAGCACUGGUAGUAGCGGUGUGGGGUGGUUCCUUCCUAGUUGUUGUGUGCACUGUACCUCUGCGUGUGCGUGUAUAUCAUUCCCGUGUGUGAGUUUGGUGACUAUCACUAAUAGGACAGCAUACUGCUGCAUCACAGCGAUUUUCGAUAACGGUGAACCGGGGUAUGGGCAUGCUCAGAAGGGGCAUGUGACCAGGACCUUUUGGGUGGUUGGCGCUGUCUCCUACAUGCUCGGACGUUGACACACGGGGGCCCGGUGUUGUUGGGUACACACAACCUCCUGGCCAACGUAUGGGGGACGCCUUUUAGCCUCCUAAUGCCACUGCUGGUGGGCCCUUUCCUGGUUUGGACACACAUGGACUUCAGAUAGUAAUGGGUGUGGGUGUGGUCCCCUUUCUGACACGUGUCUAUCUCCGUCUUCCGCCGGCUUGCACUGGGGUGCAAUGCUAAUGUGGUUUACGGCACUUCCGGCGGGGGUGAGGAUGCUGCUGACGGUGACGUGACUAGACGGAAGCGCACGCCGCCAUGGUCGGUCGUCAUUUGAGUGCGCUGGUUUGACUGGACGGUGAGGAGCUGGUUGGCGAGGCGUGCUUGCGGUGCUGGUGGUACCGGCGGUGGUGAAGAGACACAUCGGUGACGCCGGCGCCCCUCCCCGCCGCAGCUGGAACAAGGGCAGGCGGGGCAGCGGGCGCCGAGGAGUUGGAGGACAAUUGUUGGCGUUGUGCGAGGGUUGGUUAGGUAGCAUGGGUGCGGCCGUUGGUGUUGGUUGGAGGACGGGGGCAUGCACGAUGCACAUGUGUGUAUGCGUCGGCGUGCAUGGAAUGGGCGUGCGUGGGGCCAAUUCUCGGGUGUGUUAGAUGCAGUUAGGUAGGGCGUCAUCAGGCUAACGGGUAGUUGCUGUAAUCACAGCGUUUG
Molecule: messenger RNA, 3276 nt
Organism: Astrephomene gubernaculifera
Lineage: Eukaryota; Viridiplantae; Chlorophyta; Chlorophyceae; Chlamydomonadales; Astrephomenaceae
Source: the annotation of a GenBank genome assembly